AAAACAGCUCAGAGAGAGAAGUUACAUACAGAAUAAUCAUUCUCUUCACGGCCAGGUUUCAUAAGACAACCUACCCUGAGAGCGGAUUACGAAAAAGAUGGCCUUAUUUUCAAUUCCUUUUUAUUCUUUAUUUAUUUUAGCUUUUCUGCGUGUCCGUGGUGUAUGGAGCGAUACCGCUUCCUCACAGAUAAACUGUGCAUCUGGGACUAAUAACGUCGUUGGGAGUAUCCAGGAAGGAUAUGAAGGUGAUGUAGAGAUUCUCACUAAUAUCGGUCCUAAUGAUCGUCUGGUUCUGGAGGCGUAUCGCUUUCCUAUCGGCUUGGAGUAUGUGGAGCUGAUUCACUCUGAUGGAGAUCCAACUGCUACUGUACGGACCAAGAAACCCCUGGACGCUGAUGAACUGAAGGAGUACGCAGAGAAAUUAUAUUAUUCAGUCUCCUGCUCCAACACCGGGCUGAAAAACACCCGGACGAUAGAUGUUCUGGACAUCAAUGACAACCCUCCGAUCUUCCAGAGCCAGGCGUACAGCACCACAGUGUCAGAGACGACAGCUGUGGGUACAGAUGUGCUCAGGGUGAGGGCUGACGAUGCAGAUGUGUCUCCAGAAAACAACAAUAUUAUAUAUUCUAUACUGUCUCCAGUACCAGACGACUUUGAAGUGAGACCGGACGGUAACAUCAGGUUGAAACAGCGUCUGAACUACAACAACGAUCAACAGUACAUCUUCACCGUGGAAGCCAGAGAUAUAGGAGGACUCACUGACACAACGACAGUUGCAAUAACAGUUGAAGAUUAUGACAACCUAAACCCUUAUUUUGAUCACAGUUACUACACGGCAUCCAUUGAGGAAAAUCAGGCAGGACAAUUAUCAGACUUCACUCCUGAAGCCAUUAAAGCUCAGGAUGGAGACACGGGCAUCAACGAGCCUGUCGUUUACAGCAUAACAACAGUUCUUCCAAGUGAAUAUCAGAGCAUCUUUAAUAUUGACCCAAACAGUGGGGUCAUCUCUGUGACAACAGCACUUGACAGAGAGGCAAUUGACCAGAUAACAGUUUAUAUACAGGCAGCUCAGCAGGAUGAUGCCAGCAAAACGGCAAACGCUGUGUUGUCUGUCCUCAUUAAAGACGUGAAUGACAACCUACCAGAGUUUGACCACGAUGAGUAUACAGUGUCUAUUCUGGAAAAUUCACCACAGGACCAGUUUGUGCUUCAGACUAGAGUCACCGAUAAAGAUCUGGGAGGAUUUGAGGGAACAAUCCGGAUUAUUUCAGACUCUGUUCCUUUUUCAAUCAGCCCUGAUGGAAUAAUUCUGGUGAAACGCUCAGAGGACCUCGACAGAGAAACCACAGCUAGCUUCCGCUUUCAAGUCGAAGCACAAGAAAAGUCUCUUCCCACCAACACAGCAACAGCAGAUGUGACCAUUGUCUUGCUGGAUGAGAAUGACAACAGUCCACAGUUUACAGCUUCCAAGUAUGAGGGCAAAGUUUUCAGCAACCAGACUGCUGGAAUGCAGGUUGUCAAGGUUGAAGCAACAGACCUAGAUGAAGGUUCAAAUGGGGAAAUCACCUACUCAAUUGAGUUUGGAAAUGAGAAAGGUCAUUUCGAAAUUAAUGAGAAUAAUGGGGAGAUUAGACUUGUUAACGAAAUCGACCUGGUGGACAAUAACAUCCUUGAGUUUGCACUCUACGUGACUGCAAAAGAUGGGGGUGCUAUAAGCAGAUCGACCGCUGCAAUGGUGAAUGUCAAGGCACCUGGAGAGUCUCAUCCUCAGUUCCUUCGGGAUACCUACCAAGGACAAGUAGAGGAGGAUCAGGCAGACGCAGAGAUUGUGAAGCUUGACUUCCUGUCUCUUGACCCUAUAGUUCCUGUCAUGUUAACGGUUGUGAGUGAAGAUGACAAGUUCUCCAUAAACCAGGAUACAGGUGUUCUCUUGACCAAAGUCAAACUGGACUUCGAGGAGAAGAGCAGCUACACUGUACAGGUGUCGAUAUCGGACGGUACUAACCUUGAUACAGCAUCAGUCCUGGUUGAGGUGCUGGACAUCAAUGACAACAGUCCAGUGUUUGGAACUCACCCUGCCACUGUCCAAGUACCAGAGGAUCAUGCAGUGGGAGAUGAUGUAACAUCAGUAACAGCCACAGAUGCAGACUCAGGGUUUAAUGGUGAAGUCCGAUACACUCUCCUGGGAGGCGCUGGGAGAUUUAGUGUUGACCAAGAAACAGGAGCGAUCUCUCUAGCAGCUCCUCUUGACAGGGAGACCCAAGAUGAGUAUAGCUUAGUGAUCACUGCCCAAGAUCAGGGUCGCCCGUCACGCUCCUCUACCACCACUCUGGAAAUCUUCGUGACUGACAUCAACGACAAUGCUCCAAUAUUUUCCAAACAACAGUAUGAGACCGCAGUGAAGGAGGAUGCUGAACUAGGAACAAACGUUAUAGACAUUAUGGCAACAGACAAAGAUGACGGUCAAAAUGCUAUCGUGACUUAUCACAUUGUCAAACAGGAGCCUUCUUCUACACCACCCAUUUUUACCAUUGACGAAGUGUCUGGUUCCAUAAGUUUAGCUGCCAAACUAGAUUAUGGCAAAGCUAAGAGGUACACUCUAGAAGUGGAGGGACGAGAUGGAGGAAACCCUGUUCUCACUGGCAGUACUUCUGUAACGUUGUGGGUGGAGGAUGUAAAUGAUAAAGCUCCUGUGUUCAGUAAGGAUCUGUAUGAGAUAUCGCUCUAUGAAAACCUUGCAGGUGGAUCUGCUCUGGUGUCUUUAGAGGUUACAGAUGAGGAUGAGGGUGGGUUCUCUAAAGGGCACUUCAUCAUGGACAGUGACACAUUCGUUAUCAACAGUCAAGGAGUAAUAUCACUCAGGAGCGAUGCCACCUUGGAUAGAGAAACUACAGACAACUACAUAAUAGAGGUAAUAGCUGUAGACCAGCCUGACGAUGGUUUAAGCUCCACAACUCAGGUCAUCAUCACUGUUCUGGACGUCAACGACAACAACCCACAAUUCCUUCCUCUCCCAGACUCCAUUGAGAUUCAGGAAGGUGUUUACACGCCCUCAUCACCCGGAGAGGUGUGUGUGAUCUCAGCCACAGACUCUGACAUUGGAGAAAACGGACGUGUUUCCAUCAUUACUUCCUCUUACAGCAAUAUCUUUACUUUUAGAGAGGAUGGUACUCUACUAGCUAUCGAGGAGCUUGAUCGGGAGACACAAGAUGUGUAUGAUGUGGUCAUUGUUGCAAUGGAUCAUGGGAUCCCACAGGGAAAUGACAUCACAACAGUGAGGGUCAGUGUCACAGACGUCAAUGACAACGCUCCAGUCUUCAGCUCUGAGUCCUACAGCAGAAGCAUUCUGGUUAAAGACGCCAAGGUUGGAGAGGUGCUGCUGACAGUCUCUGCCACAGACAAAGAUGAUGGACCCAACGCAGUCAUUAGCUACAGUUUCUCUGAAGAAUCUUCUAUGGUCGCACUGGAUGCUGAAACAGGGGACAUCACUUUGACCUCUGACCUUAGUGGGGUCACAGAAGACACACUGCUAACCCUGACCGCUGUAGCAACAGAUCAUGGAGCACCAGCACGGUCUGAUGAAGCCGAAGUCUUGAUCAACUUCAAAAUUUCCUCUCUCAAUGAGGGUGUGGCUUUUGAGAGCUCCUCCUACAACUUUGCAAUCAAGGAGAACGAACCUGAGGCAACAAUAUUAGGCAAGGUCAAGGCAUUAACAGGGAGUCCACUGGCUACGGUCAGCUAUAACAUGAAGUCACAUGAGGAUCUCUUCUCUGUGGAUGAGGAAGGAACCAUAAAAGCUCUCAAGUCACUGGACAAGGAAGAAGAGGAGUGGUACUUUAUCACAGUAGAGGCCAUAGACUCCAGAUCUCCUCCAAACACUGCAGAAACAACGGUCAGCGUUCAGGUUGAGAAUGUGAAUGAGGCUCCAGUUUUUGAUGCUGAAAUAUAUAAGGCAGAAAUUUUCAGUAUCACCCCAUACAAAUUCCCUGUAGUGAAGGUCCAGGCGUCAGACCCUGAUGUGGGCGAGAGCUCAGAGUUGCAGUAUUCACUGCAGGAGUCCACAUCUCUGCUGGAAGUGGAAGAAAGCACUGGUCAGAUCUACGUACACGACGCAUCUAGCGUUGGAGUUGGUACGUUCACCUAUCAGGUGAAAGCCUCCGAUAGACAUGGACUGAGCGCAACUGCAAAAGUAGAGGUCACAGUGAAGCAAAGUGAAAGCAACAACGUCAUGGUCAUCUCUCUAAACCAGGCUGUGUUUACAGUGGAGAAGAAGAUACCAGAGAUUGAAGAUUCCAUGAAGAAAGCUUUAGGUUUGACUGUGAAAAUCCUCAGUGUGAGAGCUGAGAAUGGGAACGAGAUGCGCGCCAUUCUUCGUGAAUCUACAGCCAAGACUUACAUUAGCUUCGUUGCCAUGGAUACCAGUGACGCCAUCAUUCCAGCCACAGAGCUCAAAGAGAAACUGCAGACUAAUCACGACGCUUUAAAAGACGAACUGGAGAAGCUGUUUGGUUCUGAUUUGGAAUUCAAAGUGGAGGAUGGUUCUGGAAACAAUUCCGAAAAUUCCAAUGAAGCAGUAGUCAUUGCUCUCGGUGUUCUGCUGGCUAUAAGCAUUGUGGGACUUAUCACUCUGACAACAGUCUAUCUUGUUAGGAAAAAAAUGAAGAAGGACACAGAUUCCGACAAGGAGAGCUUCAAUAUUGGCAGAAUGAACAGAUCAAGCAUUGACAACGGUUUUACCUAUUCAAGAAAAAAUGAAGCCGCCCAGGAGGUUGGGUUCAGUAACACACAUGAGUUCAAAAGAUAUUCUGAAAAUGACGCAGACUCGAACAACAAAAGCAGCACCGCUGCCUUCUGAAAACAUCCCAAAGGACCAAAGCUCCUCAAUACUUGUUAUUAGAAGACUACAUGAAUUUUAAAAUGAAUUCUGGCACCAUGUUUAAGCUGUUUUGUUACAGAGCAAGUCGUAAAGGCAAUUCUAAAAGAUACAAGCAAAUCCCAUAAUGCAUAAAAAUGUCGACUACAUAGUACUAUAUAACACUAUUUAAAUACAUGUAGCAUGUGCAACAUCAGUUACUUCUAGGCUUCAUUUCAGUCUUAAAUUCACCUGCUGUACAAUCAUGUACAUUCAACUGCCUUGCAUUUUGAUUUUCAACAUGGUCUUUUACAAAGGGAUGCAGACAUCCCAAAACCUGCUUACAAAAUACAGCUCAGCUACAAUUAUGUAACACUUUUAAUUUGUAACUUGUGAUGUAAAUACUUUUUUAGAAUGAUUAAACUUUUUGAAAAUGUUUCUUAAA
This is a messenger RNA of Puntigrus tetrazona (Sumatra barb), 5297 nucleotides long. Its product is annotated as protocadherin Fat 1-like. The transcript is spliced from 30 exons. Gene Ontology annotation, cellular component: plasma membrane. The record is from RefSeq and is a predicted model, not a curated record. NCBI's taxonomy places the organism in Eukaryota, Metazoa, Chordata, Actinopteri, Cypriniformes, Cyprinidae. Gene Ontology annotation, molecular function: calcium ion binding. The coding region runs from base 98 to 4855 and encodes 1585 amino acids. Gene Ontology annotation, biological process: homophilic cell-cell adhesion.